AUGUCAUGUCCGAAUAACGUAGCGCCCGGUAACUUCCUCAUGGAUUCCUUAAUGGGAGGAUCAUCUUCCUUCAGGGGUGACGGUUAUUCCAGCAACCCCGGAAUGUACAUCCACACAGCAGCAGCAGAGUACGGAUACUCAGUGAUGAGAAACAUGGGCAAGGUUGGAGCCUCUUCACUCUCCAAAAGAGAUGAGCUUCCUCCUCCGGGCGCUGAGCCUCACAGCGGCUUCCAGGAUGCGUCCUACCUGUCCGCACAGCUGCCCACAUGGACCCCAGGCUCCAAACCCGGCAGGGACCAGCAACCUGUUGCCCAGUGUUUACAGCCCUGCUCGUUUCCAGCGGGCAGCGUCAAAGAGGAGGCGUUUUGUUGCCUCUAUCAGGAUGACAGCAAUAAGGGGAAACAACAGACAACAACAGAGUCAACCACUUACAUCCGGCUGGGAGACAAUAGCUGCCGGCCUGAGCGGACCUCCGCCUCGUCCAGUGGCUGUUUCCAGGUGUUCAACAGCACAGAGAGGCCGCAGCAGGACGAGCAGCAGCAAGAGCAGCAGCAGCAGUUUCCCCUUGGCUUCUCUCUCACACACUUGGCGUCAUCUGUUGAGUCAGCAUCAGAGGCGACAAUAAGUUGCAGCAAAAAAACAGCGAAUGAGACAGGAAGAGAGGUUCUAGAGGCAGAUGUGAGUGUGAGCAGGAAGGAGGAGAAGGCCAAGAGUGACAGCUGUUCUGAAAACUCGGACGGGGAAUCAAAAGGUACACUGUACAUCCUCCUCCCUCCUCCCCCCUCCUUUAUACACGCACACACACACAUACAUACGCACACAUAAAUACGCACAUAUAGACGCACAUUUACUCCAACAUAUCAGACUACUUUGAGGAGAUUAUUUAUCACGUGCAUUAAUUCGGUUGGUGUUUUGUGCACGUUGUGUUGCACCACAGCGAGCUCAUAAUGCAAAGCUGGAGUUUGAUAGUAGUCUUAGGAGGCUGGAUGGGCCUUUGACAAGCUCGCCUAGCAGGGGUUACGAUGCCCCUGGUAUUUAACACCCUUCCAUUAAUGUGAGAAUGUGAGAUGGGCAGUUAUCAGUGAAAUAAACACGCGCUUUCUCUUUUGCACGCACGCACAAACACACACGCUCACACACACGAGUUUUUCUAUUAUUCCUCUGUCUCUGUGUAGGAUAUCAUUUACAUUAGAGUCAGGAUUUUACGCAUUGAAAUUAGCUGUAUUAAUCCUACUUCAAAGUUUUAAGGAUAUGAUCCAAAGUUGAUGAUAAUUCGUCGUAUUGCUCUUUUUUAUUUUAGACAACUACAGAGUUUAUUAUGAAAUUAUUAGCUAAAAAAUGUGUCACUUAAACGCAUAAAUGUGACGAUAAUUUAGUCCGCUGGAUUAUUUUGAACCUUUCUUCUCAUUUUGUUAUGAUUGACACACUACAAGUUUGAGUGUUUUGACUGGUUUGCCUAUUCAGAGUGAUUUGUGAUGGUUGACGUUACGUUAUUUUUUUUUUUUUACGUACACGUUUUUUUUUAAACGUACUCGCACAAUUAUCAUUACGCAGUGUUAUAUGUUGGAAUUUCUGUAUUUUAAAAAUUGAUUGUUGACCAACACAACAUACACCAGCGCAUUAACACCAACACACACACUCCCUUUUUAACUUUAGAGCACUUUAAAAAAAACGGUUCCGUGUGUGUUUUACAGUUAAAUGGUUUCUGCUCACACCUCCAUACACGACUAUUUACUGACUAUUUUCAUUCUAUUUCAAAUUAAAUUAUUUUAAGCGUCGAGGCAGGCAAUCUGCUUGUUUUUAUUGUCUUAAUGUGUGCAUGGAUGUGUGUGUGUGUUUGUGCGCGUGUGUGUGCCAUUAAUCCCAUGUCACUGAAUUAAAUGUUUUGCUAAUAAUUAAAUGUGGGCCACACACUGAAUGUUCACAUUAGGGUAAUUAUUACUGUAACAUACGGCAUGUGUGUGUGUGUGUGAGGGGGUGCAGCGUGUGUGUGUGUGUGUGUAUUAGUGAAUGUGUGUGUGUGUGAGAGAGAGUGAAGCAGAGGCGUUAUUCCCCUGAGCCCGCAGCCUAAUCAAGGAAUUAACUGGAUGUGCAGCAGUGUUAUUUCCCUGCUAACAGCGACAUGCCUCCUCGUUUCCUUUGUUUUUUUUAUUUUUUUCAUAACUCGUGUAUUGUGCAUCAGAGACUUCCUCCUUCCUUUUGUUUUGGGGAUGCACCUUCGAGAAAAAAAAAAUCAUUCUGGCUCCGGUGUGCAGAGGUAAUAAAAUUUUAUAGCAGUCUGAGGUCCAACGCAGACAAAAGAAAUGCUUACACAUCCCGCUUUGAUUUGAUCUAAUUAUAGCAGUACAUCACCCAAAAGCAAUUUGCAAGCUGUAGUAGUAGUUGUUGCAAAAGGUGGGAUGUUCACUUGUUCGAAAGAGAGAGUCGGAGAGUCCACACCCAGGUAAAACUCUGCUUUUCAACUAUACUCUGUUUGCUACAAAUCAACGCUGCUGUAUAUGCGUGUGUGUGUGAGAUAUGGGCGUGUUCGCAGCAUCCAGUGUAUUGAUGGACGUUGUGUAGCUGCAUUUUUAUCCGGUACUCGAUCACGAGUUCUUAUUGUUGUUAUUUUGCUUCCUCCUGAUAGAUGAUUUAUCCGCGGAAAAGACGACGGGAAACUGGUUGAAAGCCAAAAGUGGAAGGAAGAAGCGCUGUCCCUACACAAAGCACCAGACGCUGGAGCUGGAGAAGGAGUUCUUGUUCAACAUGUAUCUGUCUCGGGAGCGCCGCCUGGAGAUCAGCCGGAGUAUCAACCUGACCGACAGACAGGUCAAGAUCUGGUUCCAAAACAGACGCAUGAAGCUCAAGAAGCUCAACAGGGAGAACAGAGAGAGGGAACACAGCGCGAUUUAUAACUACCCCUGA
Xyrichtys novacula (pearly razorfish) is the source of this 2904-nucleotide messenger RNA. Lineage: Eukaryota; Metazoa; Chordata; Actinopteri; Labriformes; Labridae. The record is from the annotation of a GenBank genome assembly.